GGUCAUCAGAGGACGCCAAUCGAAACACUAGCGACAUCGAAAGACUUAACGGCAAAAACGAUUAGAAAUAUUUUCGUCUGAUCAGUGUAAUUGAACACGUGCUACUAUGAUUAAUAUUGAAAACGUUUAUAUUCGUUGAUUAACAACCUAAUAAUUUAAUUUUUUAAACUAGUACUUAACAAUUAAGUAUAUACUUUUUUGUGAAUUGUGUCAGUUUUACUUGAAAUAUAAAUUACGUAUCUUUAUCCAUUAUUCAAAGUAUCAUAAUCGAUAACUUUUUCUUUUUAUCAAGAUGACCUUACAAGAUUUUCCAAGAGGAGGAGAAAAACGUAAAAGUUUUUCAGAACAAUCGUCAUAUAAAAAUACUGAAAAUAAGAAAAGAAGAAAAACUAAGGAUAAUAGAAAAUUCGACAAUGCACGUAGUAAAGAAUCUGACUUGGUCGCUUUUACAAACUCUACAGCUGAACGUCUAUCUAAUGCGAUAUUAUGCGAAGGCUUAGUAAUCUUAGGGAGAAUUUGUGAAGUUAAAGACUAUGAAAUAAUUGUUUCAUUACCAGGUGGAUUAACUGGUCAAUUGAAAGCAUUGUUUAUUAAUAAAUCAUAUAAUGAUAUGUUAAAUAGUCUGGUUAAAGAAGAAGAAGAUAAUUCAUCAUCUCAAUACAAAUCUUUAACAGAGUUAUACAAUAUUGGAGAAUAUAUUGUAUGUUAUGUUAAAAGUACUCAUGCUGAAGGAAAAUGGAAUAUCCAAUUAUCUCUCGAAUCACAUUUAAUAAAUCAAAAUAUUAAUAUUAAUUAUUUAGCUUCUGGUAUAAGAUUAACUUGUACCGUUAGCAGUAUAGAGGAUCAUGGUUAUAUCGUAGAUACAGGCAUUCCAGAUGUAAGAGCAUUUAUAUUUAAUAAGGAUGUGGAUGCAGAUAAACAAUAUUUUCCAGGUAAACAGCUUUUUUGUAGUAUCAAAGAAUUGCAAACAACGAACAAUGUUACGACAAUUAACUUGGUAGCUAAACAGAAAUUAGUUGAAAAAGUUAUCAAUUAUGAGAUUGAGUCUCUAAAUAUUCUUACGCCUGGAACAAAAAUUCAGCUUUGUAUUACAAAAAUUUUAUCAAAUGGAUUACAAGUAUCUUACGGUGAAGAAAAUAUAGGUUACAUAAAUAGAAUUUAUGUGGAUAAAAAUGAAUCUUCUUAUACUGAAGGUAUGAUGAUAAAUGGAACAUUGAUGUACAUUAUGCCAACAGUCAAAUUUGGAUACUUCAGUUUAAUUAUAAACAAAAGGUCUGAAAUAGAAAACCAAAAUGCAAAUUUAAAUAGAGGAGAUAUUGUUGAAAAAGCCACUGUCUUAUUUAGAGAAUCUGGUGGCAUUGUUUUACAAUUAAAUUCGCAUUUACGCGGAUUUGUAUCUUUGCAUAGAACUGGCGUUAGUUUUGAAAAAAUAGCAGCCAAAUUUACUCCUAAUUCUGUGCAUAAAUGCAGAGUAUUAUUUUACAACUGGAUGGAACAAAUGUAUACAUGUACAAUGCAACCGGAUGAAUUAAAGGAAAAACAUUUUACGGAUUCUGAUCUUUCCAUAGGCGAUUUAUUACAAGUGCAAAUCAAAAAGAUUAAUACUGAAAAUAAUUAUAUAACCGUAAACAUAGGAAAAAUAAUUGGAACUGUCACUCCAGAGCAUAUAUCUGAUUUUGAAUCAAAUGUUUUGAACACAUUGAAAGUUGGUCAAUCGAUUGAAGCCAGAGUUCUAAAUAUAAAUAAAGGAAAUAACAAAAUACUAUUUACAUUGAAGGAAUCAUUGAUAAGGAGUGAUUUGCCCAUUUUAUCUAAUAUUCAUGAUGCUAAAUGUGGUUCAAGGCAUCAUGGUACUAUUGUACAAAUUAAUAAAAAUGGUUUAUUAGUAAAAUUUUUUGGAGAUGUUAAAGGUUGGCUUCCAUGUGUAUAUUUAGAUAAAAGUACUGCUUCAGUAAACUGGAAUUACAAGAUAGGACAAACAAUAGCAGUAUAUAUUGAAAGUGUUAAUGAAAACGAAGGCAAAAUGAAAUUAAAUUUAUUUAGUAAAAUUAAUAUAAUAAAGAGAAAUGAAUUAUUGAUUGGACAGAUGGUAGAAGGGAAUAUUAUAGAAGCUUCUUCCAAUGGAAUACGAUUACAAAUUAAAGAUAAAGAUGGAUAUUCUCAGGAAGGAUUUUUACCAGCAGGUCAUAUGGCACCAUGCAUUGAGAUAGGCAAACUUUUAGCAUCAAAAGCUACACCUGGUGAUGUUAUUUCUGCUUUAGUAUUUGCUAUUGAACCAACUUUAUUAUUAAGCAGAACGUUCUUGUCGGACGAAAAACAUAGAGAAUUAAAACAACUUAAAGUCGGAAAUUCUAUACCAAGUUCGGUUGCAAAUAUUGGACAAGAUGGUGUUAGAGUCGUUCUACCUAUUAACAAUUAUAAUAGGUACGGUUUUGUUUCAUACAAAAACAUUUCUAAUUUGGACAAAUUAUUUGUAAAUCAAAUCUUAUUUGUAAAGAUUACUAAUAUUAAUAAAAAAGAAAAAUUAUUAAGUUUAACUAUGUCAUUGGAAAAACUAUGGACUGAAGAAGCUGAUGAAGCUCAAAAAAUUAUGGGACCAGUCGAUCUGCUUAAUCUUUACUUUAAUAAGGUUAAAGAAUUAAUAAGUAAUCCUUACUAUAAAACAAGACCUAUAUCAACUGCAAGUAUUGGACAAGUUGUUACUGGAAAAAUUGAUAAGAUUACGGAACAUGGUCUUACAUUAAAAUUACAAAACAAUCUGCAAGGUACCGUAUGUAAAGAUCAUUACACUGGAAAUGUUAAAGUGGGAGAUAAAAUAUCGGGAAAAAUUUUAUGGAUCAAUUAUAUACAUGAAGUUGUUGAAGUAACAUUAUUACCUAAUAUUAUAAGAAAGAUUAAUCCUCAUCAAAGUGUUAAUCCACCUACUAAAACUUUACUGCGCGGAGAAAUUGUAAUGACUUCACAAUGGUUCGUUUUAGUAGCAUUGAAAGGUAAAGGAAGAGGUACAUUAGCUGCUUUACCUGCUCGUCUUCAUGUCAAUGAUUUACGGCCGAAUUUAAAACCAUAUGUUCUUUCAUCUCAUAUUAGAUGUUACGUUAUUUUAGAUAAACAAGAAUCUGACAUUAUGCCUAUCUGUAUGCUAAAAUCUGCAUUUGAAAUAUCAAAAAAAGAUGCUAUAUCUAAAAUAAUCAAAAUUCAUAGGUCAAGAGUGGUUGUAAGAGUGGAGACUUCGAGAGUCUCGCAAUCUAAAUAUGCAAGAAGUAGAAGGCACAGACGUAUGAAGAUAAGAUUAAAGAGAUGUUUGUUAGCAGGGUCACCAUGGAACAAUUCCAGUGGUUGCGAAGAAGAACGCAGAUCGAAUCAAAAGGAGGGUAAAAAAUCUAAUGUUUUGCCAUUAUGGGGUAACGAAAGAACUAUGAACCUGAAUCCAUUAAUAUUGACAAAUAUACAAUCUUCACAUUAUUUUAAAGUUAAUUUGUAUGAAUUGAAAACUUAUCAUGAAGUGAUAGAUGAAAUUUAUUAUAAAGUUUCCCAUUUGGAACCAUGGGAAAAAGGAAGCAGGAAAACGGCAGGCCAAACUGGCAUGUGUGGAGGCGUACGAGGUGUGGGUGCUGGCGGUAUCGUCUCAACAGCUUAUUGCCUUCUAUUUAAACUGUUCACAUUGAGGUUAACAAGAAAGCAAUUGAAUGGUCUAAUUAAUCAUCUGGAUUCACCGUAUAUACGUGCCUUGGGCUUUAUGUAUAUCAGAUAUACUCAACCGCCAGCAGAUUUGUUCAGUUGGUACAGCGAUUAUUUAGAAGACGAAGAAGAAGUAGAUGUAAAAGCGGGUGGUGGGCAAGUUAUGAAAAUGGGUGAUAUUUUAAAACAAUUUUUAACAAAAUUGGAAUGGUUUUCCACUUUAUUUCCAAGGAUACCUGUACCUAUACAAAAGGAAUUAGAACACAGACUAGCGGAAAGAUUUCCACAACAAACUAUCAAUGCUCGUAAUGCAAAACCACCUAUCACAUUAAACAGUCACGGUAAAUAUAGUAAUAAUAGCACUAGUGGUCGAAAAGAUAAUGGAAAUUUAAUGAGAAAUCAGCAACCACGUCAUAUCCCAGACAACGAAGCUGAAUGGGGAGAAGCAGAAAGAGCAAGCCACUGGCGAGCCAGGUCUGACGAAGAUCGUAAGGAUAAGUAUAGAGAAAGAGAAAGAGAAAGAGAUGCAGAUAGAGACAGAAUUCGAGAACGUGAAAGGGAUAGACCUCGUGAACGAGAUAGAGAGAGGGAAGGACAUUUUAGGCACUCAAGUAGUCGUGAUAGAAGUCGACGAUCAAGAGAUUACAGAAGUCGUAGUAGAGAUAGAUCAUAUAGAGAUCGGAGUAGGGAUCGUCAUCGUGAUAAGGAUCGACACCGAAGCAGAUACGUCGUAGAAAGGAUAAAAAUGGAUUUUGAUACGUUGUUAAGCGUUGCAGAAAAGAACGGAGUUAAUAAACAAACUGUUGCAUGUUAUCAAACCAAGUUUACGCCGUUGAAGAAACAAAGUAAACAAUCUAAAACAUUAUCGGAAAAUAUCAAAAAAUUUUUAGCUAAAAAAGAAGAAGAGGAGAAAAGGAAGCUUCUAGAAGAAAAGAGAAAAAGAGAUAAUUUACUUGCCUUACGGGACCACAAAGCUCAAAGUCGUAUCAAUAAACAUUUGAAAGUAUGUAAAGCUGCAAAUAAGUCCGUUUUAGCAGAUGCAAUAGACAAUGAGAAUACAGCUGUUACUAUAGCAGGCCCUUCUCAACCAGACGAGGAUGAUUAUGGAUACGUUUCUCAGGAGGCAUCUGCAUUUUAUAAUCAGUUAAUGAAUAAGUAUAAUAGUUUAUCUUCUGAGAAACCUCUUUUUAGUAGCAGCGGAAAAAAAACUGCUAAAGAUAUUGCACUGACUAAGGAUAGAGUAAAGCAAGCUUUAAAACAACAAGAAAUUGAUGAUUCUCUUGGUCAUAGAAGAAGAAAGCGAGCAUCGACAGGUGAUGAUCAUAAUGACAAAGUGCCUGAAAAGAAAACUAAGGAACAAGAAAAGCCGGAAAAAGAAGAAAAGGAAGAAAAAGUGAAGGUUAAAAAGAAGCCUUUACCACCUCCAAUGGAUUUUGGAGAACUUUUGAAACUUGCAGAAAAAAAACAGCACGAACCAGUGAUGAUCGAAGUCAAACCAAAAGUUGAGGAAGAGAGAUUAAUGACUAAGAAACAACAGAAGGAAUAUAUGAAAGAAAAAGAAUGGAGGGAAAGAAAAGAACUAUUAGCUAGAGGAAUAGAUGUAACGAAAAAAACUAACGUUACUACGUCUGAAGUAAAUAAAUCAAAUAAAUCGCUUACGUCUAAAAGUACAAAACCGAACGAAAAAAGUUCUGUAGAUUCUUCUUCUCUACAGAAUAAAAAUUUGUCUUCUAGUGCAACGGUGCAAAAUAAAAGAAUUCCAACUAAAUCUAAUAACAUUUUAAGCGAAAAGAGUAAUCUUAUUAGCAAACCUACUGCUAAUGUAACGAAAAAUUCUAUGAAAGAUGAGUUAUUAGAAGAACGUAAAAAAAUAGAAGCAGAAAAACGUAAGUUAGAAGAAAUGCGUAAAGCGAUAGAAAAGGAAAAGAUGCAAUUAGUGCAAAGUAAAAUGAAACAAGAAGAAUCCAAGUUGUCUGCCAAGAAUUCUAACAAAGUUUUAUCCUCGACAAAAAGUAUAGACAAACAAGCUUUAUCCAAAGAUAAUAAAUCGAAACAAGCGAAUAUGUUAAACGGAAAGCCGAAACAAUUUCCUCCACCUGAUGUUAAACCACUUAAAAACAAAAUUGCAGGUGGAAAAGUUGUUAAGAAACCAGGAUUUUCUAACAAACGUCGCAUAUAUGACGAUGAUGAAGAAUAUGAUUCUGAAUUAGAUGAUUUUAUCGAUGAUGGCCCAGAAGAAGAAAGUGAAGAUUAUAGUAAAUAUAUCAGCGAAAUAUUUGGUUACGAUAAAAGAAAAUAUAGAUAUGUAGAUGAUGAUGAUGAUGAUGCAGCAAUGGAAAGUAAUUUUGCGCAGCAACUUAGAGAAGAACAUAUAUCUACGAAAAUAGGUAUGCAGGAAGAUUUAGAAGAUAUUCGUAUGGAAGCGUUAGAAAAGAAACGAAAAGCUCUUUUGAAAAAGAAGAUGAAAAAGUAGUAAGCUGUAUAUUUCUAAUAAUGUCA
This is a messenger RNA of Polistes dominula (European paper wasp), 6177 nucleotides long. RefSeq names its product protein SPT2 homolog. The record is from RefSeq and is a predicted model, not a curated record. Gene Ontology annotation, cellular component: nucleolus. Gene Ontology annotation, biological process: nucleosome assembly; transcription by RNA polymerase I. Lineage: Eukaryota; Metazoa; Arthropoda; Insecta; Hymenoptera; Vespidae. Gene Ontology annotation, molecular function: DNA binding; histone binding.